AAAAGAAUGUAAAUUGAGUUUUGAUUUAAUGGAAAGAGAUAAAUUUCACCCUUUGUGUACGCUUUACUGCUGCAACAAAUGAAAGGUGGACAUCACAGCAGAUUAUUACUACCAGAUUUUAAUUUCCAGGCUAUACCGACCUUUGAAUGAAUGUCUUUUUGCUACCCAUUGAUUUAUGUAAGGAGAUCGAGGUUAUCAUGAAUGAUUUUUGGUGGAAAGGAAAAGGAGGGACGAGCAUUUGUUGGAAGGAUUGGACCUCGAUAAGCAAACCGAAAGGAUGUGGCGGCCUGGGUUUCAAGAGACUUCGGGAGUUUAAUUUAGCCAUGUUGACUAAACAAGCUUGGCGUCUUUUUCAACUAUCCCGAUUCUCUUGUUGGUAAAGUUUACAAAGCCCAUUGUUUUCCCAAGGGUGACUUCUUGUCGGCUAAAGUUAGAAAUAAUCCUUCUUUUAUUUGGAGGAGUUUAAUCCAGACACAAGAUGUUAUUCGGGAGGGUUUCAAAUGGCGAGUUGGAGACGGGAAGUCAAUUAAUAUUUGGAAAGACCCGUGGUUACCCGACCGGGAAAAUCCUAUGGUUACGACGGAGCAGGUAGCAGGCCUUGAACAAGCUAAUGUGGCAUCAUUACUUAAUGUGGAAAAUCCUAUGGUUACGACGGAGUUACUCAUGGAUAUUUUUGACAGCCGUGAUGUCUCAUCAAUUCGGAACAUUCCUAUCAGUACAAGACAUGUUCCAGAUAUUCGGCAAUGGAGAUGGGAGGAGAAUGGUCAUUUCUCAGUUCAGAGUUGUUAUAGGAAAAUGGUGUGUAAUGGAUGCUUACCCACGAAAGAUAUCCUUAGAGCGAGACGAGCAAACUGUCCAGCGAGUUGCGGAUUGUGUGGCAGCGAGGAAGAAUCUAUCCUCCACAUUUUCCAUACCUGUUCUGUUGUAAAGGAGGCUUGGGCGGCUGUCCCUUGGAGCCGGUCUCGCGAUGUUGCAGGCAGUUUCAUGGAGCUGGUGCACAAGGAUUUUGAAGCAAGAAGAAGGGGGAGCUCGAAAAACUAAUCUGGGGUUGUUGGGCAUUAUGGUGUGAACGUAACCAAAGUAUUUGGCAAAAUUCUUUUUUGAGUGCAGGUCAAUUUAUGAUGAAAUUAAAGCUCAAUCCUUUGUCGUGGGAUGGUCUCAAGCUCAAACUGAACGCCGAGGAAGAAAGCAGCAGUCACCAGCUAGUUUAUUCAUGGAGCAAACCUGCAGUGGGACGGCAUAAGAUGAAUACAG
Molecule: messenger RNA, 1254 nt
Organism: Cuscuta epithymum
Lineage: Eukaryota; Viridiplantae; Streptophyta; Magnoliopsida; Solanales; Convolvulaceae
Source: the annotation of a GenBank genome assembly